AUGGGCGAAGAAGAGGAGUGGGCGCAACUGCCGCUCACCGACCAAUUUCAACACAAGAACUGGAAGGCGCGAAAGGGCGGCUACGAAACAGCAACAAAAGAGUUCAAGACCGCACAGCCUUCAGACCCGAUCGUGCGCGAGUUCACGCUAGACAGCGGCUUGUGGAAAGGCGCGGUAGGCGACGCAAACGCAGCAGCACAGCAGGAAGCGCUCAACGCAUACAAUGCCUUCCUCGAUGCGGCAGGCACAGAUGGAGCGCGAAAGACAAGAGGCGUAACCGUAGGUCCAGCGGUGGAGAAGGGUCUGACUGGAAGACCGGCCGCCAAGGCUUCAGCGCUGGAGUCGAUAUUGCUGCUGAUCGAACUGGAUAAGCCGGAUCCCGUGAUAGACGAGGUACUGCCGUAUUUGUCUCAUAAGACGCCCAAAAUGAUCGUCGCAGCAUUGGAUGCGCUAAGAGAGGUCUAUCAUGCCUACGGUUGCAAGACGGUCGAGCCAAAGCCGGUGAUAAAAUUGCUACCAAAGGUGUUCGGCCACGCAGACAAGAAUGUGCGAGCGCAAGCACAAGCUCUCACUGUCGAGCUCUACAGAUGGCUGAAAGAACCUAUGAAGCCUCUCUUCUGGAACGAGCUCAAGGAGGUACAGCAGAAGGAUCUAGACAAGCUAUUUGAGCCUGUAAAAUCCGAACCAGCUCCCAGACAAGAGCGCUUGCUUCGAUCACAACAGGCUGCAAAAGAACGAGAGGUCGAAGAAGCCGCAGCAGGGGGAGAGGAGGAGGCUGAAGAUGGUGGCGAGAUCGACCUUGAGCCUGAAUUUGAAGCAGUAGACGUGCUCGCCAAAGUGCCCAAGGAUUUCAACGACCGGCUCGCAAGCACCAAAUGGAAAGACAGGAAAGAGGCUUUGGACGAAACUUUUGCGGCUGUCAACGUCCCUGCCAUCCAGGAAGGUUCGUUCGACGACAUUAUUCGAGCGUGUGCCAAGAGCAUGAAGGAUGCAAACAUUGCGGUAGUUACGGUCGCAGCAAACGUCGUUGAGUGCCUGGCAAAGGGCUUGCGAAAGUCAUUUGGCAAGUACCGCAGUCAGAUUCUCGCGCCAAUGCUGGAACGCUUCAAGGAGAAGAAGGCGUCAGUAACAGAUGCUAUCGGCGCUGCUUGCGAUGCCGUGUUCAUGGCUACAGGUCUCGGCGAUGUGCAGGCUGAUGUCCUGGAAGGUCUUAAGAACAAGAACCCUCAAGUCAAGGAGAACAGCGCCAAAUUCCUUGCACGGUGUCUGAAGACGACGCGGGAAGCACCAACGCCUGAGCAGACAAAAGAAUUGGCAGAGGGGGCCAAGAAAUUGCUCACAGAAAGCGCAGCCCCUCUCCGAGAUGCUGGAUGCGAAAUCCUUGGCGUUCUCUGGAAGAUAAUGGGCGAUCGCAACAUGCUUGCUCAUCUCGACGGACUCGACGAUAUCAAGAAGAACAAAGUCAAGGAGUUUUCAGAUGCAGCUGAAGUGAAAGCCAAGUGGAAGCCGAAGACAGCAGCACCCCCAGCAAGAGCUGCAGGUGGUCCAGGUGCCAAGAAGCCUGCACUAGGUUCGAAGAGGCCUGCCCCAGCUGGAGCAAAGAAGCCAGCACCCCCAAGAGUGACAUCUCCUCCGGCAGAAGAUGCUCCUCUGCAACCACGUCCUACGAGCAGACCUGUUGGUAAGCCUGCUGGUGGACUGCGACCUCCUGGCACAGGUCUGAAGGCGCCAGGUAGUGGGUUGGCAAAGCCCGGUCUCAAAGCCUCAUCGGCCGCUGGGGCCGCCUCGCCGAAACGUGCUGGUGUGGUCUACGAUGAGCCUCCACCAGCUCCUGCCACGCCUAAGGCGGGAUUAGGAAGAGGCUUGGCUGGUCGACCACUCGCGAAGCCUUCAGCAGCGGCCACAUCACCUCCACAACCACAACGGUCAUUGGAUCACGUUUCGAGUGGACUCUCGAGUGUAGAGCGUCAAGAGCUGGACGCACUCCGUGCAGAAGUCGACCUCGUCCGACAGCAAGCCUCCGACCUGCGAAACGAGAAACUUAAGAUGAGUUCACAGAUCGCAGAGCUGCAGGUGCAGAAUGCUCAGCUUAUUGAGGAUCACACUCGCGAUGUGCUUCAAAUCAAAGCCAAGGAAACCCAGCUUGUCCGUGCUCGGUCCGACGCAGAGUCUGCAGAAGACCGAGCGAACACGCUUAGUCGAGAGAUUGAUCGUCUGAAGCGUGAGAUAUCGAGAUUGAGCCGAACCCAGGCUGGUAGAGACAGCCCGAUCGAGUCAGCAUGGAAUGGAGGAAGUACAUCACCCCGUCCGGUGUACGCAUCUAGUAGAUCAUAUCAUCUUCCACCGGCCCGAAAUUACGGCAGCAUCGAUGGAAUCGAAGGUAAGGAGAAUCAUCCUCGCACCGCAUCCGAGGGAAAGCUAAGAGGCGGACUAGGCGAGCGGAGCGAUAGCAGACCCAUGAGCAAUGGCUCUUCUGGCGGUCGCGCAACUCCCGCAUUGGGCGAGGAUGGCGGUACCAUCAAUGGCAGCAGCAGUCUUCGAGGGAGCCAAGGCGAUGGGCAAGAGAGCUGGCGAAGAGCAGCUGAAGUCACGCAAAAUCUGAAGGCCAGGAUCGAAAUGAUGAAGGCCAGGCAGAACAUCAACCGCGGGCAAUAAUGCUUGCCGCGUGACGUUUUGUGCUUUUUGAAAUCAGCUCCUCACAACUUUUGUAUGUAUGAAUGAUGGGCAUUACGACCAGGAUGGAUGCAUUGGCAUGGCACGGCGUUCAUUCUGGAGUACGCAUGAUACCCAUAUGGGUUCUUUAUUAGGUUCAAGUACAGGUUGGACUAAUCCAGAUCACUUCACAUUUGC
Messenger RNA from Pseudocercospora fijiensis CIRAD86, 2850 nucleotides. RefSeq lists its product as uncharacterized. The record is from RefSeq and is a predicted model, not a curated record. The transcript has a single exon. Gene Ontology annotation, molecular function: microtubule plus end polymerase activity; microtubule plus-end binding. Gene Ontology annotation, cellular component: spindle pole body; microtubule plus-end; centrosome. Lineage: Eukaryota; Fungi; Ascomycota; Dothideomycetes; Mycosphaerellales; Mycosphaerellaceae. Bases 1 to 2655 code for a protein of 884 amino acids. Gene Ontology annotation, biological process: microtubule polymerization; establishment or maintenance of microtubule cytoskeleton polarity; mitotic spindle organization.